This is a messenger RNA of Brugia pahangi, 999 nucleotides long. The record is from the annotation of a GenBank genome assembly. Lineage: Eukaryota; Metazoa; Nematoda; Chromadorea; Rhabditida; Onchocercidae.
AUGCAAAUCCUGGCUCGUUUAUUGACGCCAUUUCUUCUAUUAUUUUUUAUCUCUUAUCCAAUACUAUCAACAUUGGUCCAUGAAUGGAUGAUUGAGGCAUAUAAAAAAAUUGAAUAUAAUCCAAAAUUGGAUUUCGAAUUAUUGCAAAAAGAAGGAAUAAUAUUCAAAGAUUCACCACCAAUAACUGGUGAACCUCUCGAUGGUUGUUUAAAUAUUGAGGAAUUUGCGGAAGCUAUGAGAGCUUUAGCAGAAUACAGAGGUAACGUGGAGGAACCAACAGUUAGGACACCUUUCGAAGAAAUCACUUACGUGAACUAUGAGAUUCACGAAUCAUUGGGCUUUGACUAUGCAGUGAUUACACGUAUUGAACCAACCAAAUUUGAAAGUCUUUUAAUUCGUAUGAUUGAACAAGGACCAGGAUUCUUUGACAUUGAAGGAAUUGAGUUAUAUGAGCUUUUGUCGGAGCUAAGUGAAAUUUUACGUACAGAAGAUUCACUUCUAGAAAUUUCAACUGAUGUUGUGGUAAUCGGUGAACUUCGUGGACGGUAUUCUGACUUAUUACGUUGGUUCCAAUUAUAUGGAUAUCCACCAAAACGGCGAUAUCUUUUUCUUGGUGGUAUCAUCGAUCAAGAAUGUGCUGAAUCUGUUGAAACACUUGCUUUUCUGGCAGCGUAUAAAGUGACCACACCAAAUCACAUUUAUAUAAUACGUGGAGCUACGGAAUUUUUCCCUUUUCAAGUUAGAAAACGUUUUCCGGUUAAGCUAUGCAUAGUGUUGUCAGCGUUUAUCACGAGAAUUUGCUCUGAAAUGCCUAUCGCUGCUACAAUUGGCAAUACAAUUUUUGCCGUACAUUCCGGUAUCAGUUCACAACUAGAAAAUCUUGAAGUAAUAAAGAAAAUUGAAAGGCCACCGUUGAAAUGGAACUAUCGAAUUCUCUGUGAUUUAAUACUGGGAAUGCCGAGUACUGCUGUUGAAAGAUUUCAAAAAAUUAAAGGUUAG